CUGUGUGUGUUUUUAUCUCUGUGUGUGUGUUUACUGUGUGAGAACUUAAAAAAACCUAGGGUUUCCAUGGCGGCGGAAAGUUACAAACCCCAUGCAGUCGUUAUCCCGUUCCCGGCACAGGGCCACGUAAACCCCAUGCUCAAGCUAUCCAAGCUCCUCCACAGCCGCGGCUUCUUCGUAACCUUCGUCAACACAGAGUACAACCACCGCCGCUUUCUCAAGUACGGCGGCGGCCCGGCCGCUCUGGCCGGAUUGCCGGACUAUCGGUUCGCCACCAUUCCCGACGGACUUCCGCCGCCGUUGGAAUCGGAGGACUCACCCCAGGAUCUCACUUCUCUCUGCGACUCCACCACCAAGAAUUGGUUGGAGCCGUUCUGCAACCUCCUUACGAAGCUCAACAGCUCCGGCGAUGAUGGUGUGCCACCGGUGACCUGCGUCAUCGCCGAUUUGGUACUGAGCUUCGCGGUGAAGGCCGCGCAGGUGUUCGGUCUGCCGGCGGUGGUGUUCUGGACGUCGAGCGCGUGUGCCUUUUUGGGGUACGCGCAGUAUAAGUAUCUUGUGGAGAAAGGUUACACUCCCCUCAAAGAUAAGAAUCAGAUUUCUGAUGGAUAUCUGGAGACAACGUUGGACGAAGUACGAGGAAUGAAACAAAUCCGAUUGAAAGAUUUCCCUUCUUUCAUCCGUACAACAGAUUCUCAAGACAUAAUGCUCAAUUUCAUGUUGCAAGUAACCGACGCCGCACACUCAGCGAAAGCUAUAAUCGUAAACACCUUCGACGCUCUGGAACAAGAAACCCUACACGCGCUCUCCGCCACAUACGCCCCACUUCCCAUCCACACAGUCGGCCCACUACCGAAUCACGGCGCCGCCAGUCUCUGGAAAGAAGACCACAGCUGCAUCAAAUGGCUCGACACGCAACAUCCCGGCUCCGUGCUGUACGUCCACUUUGACAGCCUCGUGGCGGCGACACGUCAGCAGCUGGCGGAGUUCGCAUGGGGCCUCGCGGACAGCCGGAAACCUUUUCUCUGGUGCGACACGGCAGCCGCCGCCGACAGGUCGCUUCUGCCGCCAGGAUUCGAGGCGGAGGUUCAAGGCCGGGGCGUGGUGGAAGGGUGGGCCCCGCAUGAACGGGUGCUGAGGCAUCCCGCCAUUGGAGGGUUCUUAACGGAUUGUUGGCCGUACUCUGCUCUGGAGAGCAUUGGGAACGGUGGGUUGCCGUUGAUUUGCUGGCCUGUCAUCGCCGAGAACCACACAAUCUGUAGGUACAGUUGCGUGGAGUGGGGGAUUGGGUUGGAGAUAGAUAACGAUGUCAAGAGGGCUGACGUGGCGGAGGCGGUGAGGGAGGUGAUGGGCGGUGAUAAGGGGAGGAAGAUGAAGGAGAAAGCGUUGGAAUUGAAGAGAAAAGCAGAGGAGGCAACUGCACCAGGUGGUUCUUCUUACAUGAAUCUGGAUACACUCAUUAAGGAGGUUCUUCUCCAUUGAAUUUCGAGUGUUUUAUAAUAAACAAGUACACGUAUUGUUUAUUACAUAAUAAAACGAACAACGAAUAUAUAGUUGUUAUGAAUAAAUUAUUAUGUCUCAUUAUGAGUGCUUAAGUAAUGAAAUUAAAGUAUUAAUCUUUUUUGUGCCAA
This is a messenger RNA of Erythranthe guttata (spotted monkey flower), 1631 nucleotides long. NCBI's taxonomy places the organism in Eukaryota, Viridiplantae, Streptophyta, Magnoliopsida, Lamiales, Phrymaceae. The record is from RefSeq and is a predicted model, not a curated record.